AUCUGUACGUACAUUAGUGUAUAUACGAAGUAUAUAUAUACACACUCCAAUAUACAGAAACAGGCUCUGCCACUAACAAAACGCUUUGUGCUCUGUUUCUGUAAAAAGCUGAGUUUAGAGAGAGCUUAGAGAGAGAGAGGGGAAAUGGAGGGGAAAGAGGAGGAUGUGAAGCUAGGAGCGAACAAGUUCUCAGAGAGGAUGCCGCUGGGAACCUCGGCGCAGGGUAAGGACUACAAGGAGGCGCCGCCGGCGCCGCUGUUCGAGCCGGGGGAGCUCCACUCCUGGUCGUUCUGGAGGGCCGGAAUUGCAGAGUUCAUCGCCACCUUCCUGUUCCUCUACAUCACCGUCCUGACUGUCAUGGGGUACUCCAGAUCUAGCAGCAAGUGCAACAGCGUCGGCGUUCAGGGAAUUGCUUGGGCCUUCGGUGGUAUGAUCUUUGCCCUCGUUUACUGCACCGCUGGAAUCUCAGGUGACACAUAAACCCAGCAGUGACAUUUGGGUUGUUUCUGGCAAGAAAACUGUCUUUGACAAGGGCAGUAUUCUACAUUGUGAUGCAAUGCCUUGGAGCAAUAUGUGGAGCAGGAGUUGUGAAGGGGUUCCAGCCAUCACUCUUUGAAGUAAAGGGUGGAGGCGCGAAUGUAGUGGCCCAUGGUUACAGCAAGGGGGAUGGCCUUGGUGCCGAAAUAGUCGGCACCUUCGUCCUCGUAUACACCGUCUUCUCUGCCACAGAUGCCAAGAGAAAUGCCCGUGACUCUCACGUCCCUAUAUUGGCUCCUCUUCCAAUUGGAUUCGCAGUUUUCUUGGUUCACUUGGCCACCAUCCCCAUCACUGGAACUGGCAUCAAUCCUGCCCGCAGUCUUGGUGCUGCCAUUAUCUACAACAAGGAUCAUGCUUGGGAUGACCAUUGGAUAUUCUGGGUCGGACCUUUCAUCGGAGCUGCUCUUGCCGCACUGUACCACCAAGUUGUGAUCAGAGCCAUCCCAUUCAAGAGUGGAAGCUAAAGACUCUUCUUCCCCUAUCGUCAUUGUGAUCAGAGCCAUCCCAAUUAAUUUCUGUGCUGUUGAAACUAUCCUUGUGUGCGGAUAUUGUUAAUUAAUUAAUUGAUUCAAAGAUGCGCAUUGUGUGAAAACAAAAUUGCUCUGUAAUUAUUGGUACCAUGAGUAACUUUAUUGAUUUUGUGAUUGGCUUAUAUCUGUAUUAGGUUGUUAAUACUCGUACCCAUCUUGGUAAGCUGAAGGUUAUUUUUCUUGAGUACUUGAAUAUGUGAUUUGUAAUGGAAAAAUUCUUGAAAUAAGAGUACUAUUCAAUAAGAUUAAUGAAUAUGUUAAUACUCUAAUAUUAUUUUUAUUCUGUAGAAAUUGUCCAAUAUAGGAAUAAACAUAAACAUAAUUGCAAAAGAGUAAAACUACAAACUUCCCUCUCUCUGCCCUUAAAAACUUCCCUAAAUAAAUUUCCAUUUCGCUUUUCGAGGGUCAAGUUAAAUUCUUACUUUAUAUAUCAAAAUUUUAUAAAAAAGUGAAUUUUUUUUGCAGGCUUUGUAGCGGGUUUGAUGUAAUUUCUGAAUAUGUAAAUUUUAUUUUCUAAAAAUAAUCCGAGUUUUCACAGGGAUCAUUUAACUUUAUCGCUAGUCAAACUUCGUAACCCGCAAUUGGAAGUUUAAUAUGGGACGAAGGUAGUAUCUUAUGUAAAGUCAUCAUUUUAUUUGAAUAUGUCAUAAAAAUGGCAUUUUUAGGGUUUACUUUUCGAAAACGUCAAAUUUUCUCUAAAACUAUCAUCAAGAUGACAUUUUUGACAAAUGUUGACAUUUUUUCAGUGAUCGGAGCUAGUGGUGCUGGAAGAUUGUUGAGGCGGCGGCCUACAUAUUUUUAUUAUAUGUAUUUUUUAAUUUUUUAGUUUUUAUUUAAUAUUUUUUAUUUAAUACUAGUAGUUUUUUAUUUUUAUUAAAUUUAUAUAAUACGGAGUAUAUUUUAUUUAAUAUGUAUUUUCAUGAUUUUUUAUUUCUUUACAAUUUUAUUAUAAAUUAAUUAAUGUUAUUUCUUUUAUCUUUUAAUUAUUAAUGAAAGUGGUUGUGGCUUGGGUAGGGGUG
This is a messenger RNA of Cuscuta epithymum, 2086 nucleotides long. NCBI's taxonomy places the organism in Eukaryota, Viridiplantae, Streptophyta, Magnoliopsida, Solanales, Convolvulaceae. The record is from the annotation of a GenBank genome assembly.